ACAAGGGGGGACUCGAACUAAGCAGUGACCAGUUUACGCUGCGUCUCCACCAUUCAGUGCAUCACUGGUAACUGUAGCUUGCGGUUAUCAUCAUUUCACGCUAGAAUCGUGAGUUUGUUUCGCGCUUCUUUCUUGCCGCAGAGUGCUUCAAAGCCGAGAAUAAUAAAUAUUUUCAUGUUUAGUGAAAUUAGUGAGUUUGGUGAAGAGCUUCUCCAGGAGAAUACCUGAUUAGGAAUUAAUACAUAGGAAUUAAUAAAGAAAGAAUCCUCCAUUGAGAGCAGACUACAAUGGUGGCAACAACAGAGAAAAGAUCACCUGUAAAAAUGGCUGGUUACUUGGAGAAACGAGGCAAAAUGCGCAUGGUCUGCCGUUGGAAGCGACUGUGGUUUGUGUUGAAGGGCCGACUGCUUCACUACUACAAAUCGCAGAUGGAUUACAUCAAUCUGUCACCAUGCCAUGGCUCACUCAACAUGGGCAUAGCCGCCAAUGUCCAUCCAGGAAAGGGACUCGAGUUGCAAAUUCUAACACGAUCGCAGACUAUUAUUCUGAGAGCAGUGAAUAAGCAGGAGCACGAACAAUGGUUACAAGCGUUGGUGGAUGCAAUGGCCCAGCAAGAUUAUAUUCAGACCCAUUCUAUGAAACCGGUGCAACAUUUUCGUUAUCCUUCAAACGAGGUCCUUUACAGUGAAAUAAAAGAUACCAAACUGAGAACAUCCAGUGACAAAGGUUCAACAUCAACAAAACAAAUGGAAAAGUACAAGAAGAGGAACGAAGACGAAGUCGAUGAUGGAAGCAGUUCGGCGAUGGACGACACAUCAAGUCUACUUUCAAAAUCAACUGUUUCCAAUUUUGGAUCGUGUUUACUAGAUCACUGUCCCUACAGAUAUAGAUCCGGAUCUAAACAGGGGUCUACUUCAAGAUUUUCAGACUUCUGCACAAACGCUAAACAGAAUAUUGUCAACAAAAGACUGGAGAAACUGACUUCCUGCAGGCCGAGUGUUGCAAGUAGUGAUACCUCGAUUCCGACUUCUCUAAUGAAACAGCAGAAAGUACUGCAUCAAAAUACUUUGUUGAGUUUGGAGGAUAAAAGCCAGAGUUUAAAAGAGCUGAGGUUAUCCACUAAUGACGAUAACCUUGAUAGCAGUGAGAUUGGUUCGAAAUUGUUGAAAGACAAAGAUAUUUGUUUCUCAGCAGAGAGUAGAUCUUGUUUGUUGGCUGAGAGUAAUAAACGAUUAGCCCCCACCAAAGAUAGUACUAACGAUUUAUCCAAAAAACUUGUCAACAGAUCUGAAAGUAUGUCCUCGUUGAGGAAUAAAGCACCAAUGGACAAGAAGCAGUUACAAGAGAUGAAAAUAUUAAUUGAGGGGAAGACGGUGUAUGGUAGCAGUGAUUCAAUUUAUAGGAGAACAUCAGCUUCUGAGAAGUCUAGGUUGCUGAAGGGAGAUAUUCUGUAUAAAAGGGAUGUUGAGAAGAUUAUAGCAAGACGAUUGGGGAGCGGUCUGUAUGAAAAUAAUGAAAUAAAAAGUGAUACAGACUUAUCAAUGAGGAACCAUACACAAUCAUAUACGGGAAGCUGCGGUCAUUUAUCAGCAGUUUCCGAGAGAGUGACUGUGGAAAAUUCUGUAGUAGAUUUCAAUAAUAAAACUACAGCAAGCUCAGAUAAUCUCACUGGUGAUGGAGUUGAUUCUGAACCUGGCAGUGCUCAAAACGGAGAGCUAACUUCACAACCAUGUAAAAGUGUUGAAGAUGACCGAAUAGCAUUAAAAUUGAGCACACCUGUAAGUAAGUUAAUCAAGGAAAAUGGGAGCUCGGGAUCUUCACGGGAAAGAGGGCUAGAGAGGAAGGGUACUUUGAAGAAGCGCUCUCUGAGUUUUCUAAAGCGAAUGUGGAAGUGGAAAGAAGAAAAGAUGGAGGGACUGAAAAGUGAGAAAGAAAAAAUGGAUAUCAGUGGUGAUGUGGAAAAAUUUGAAGCCAAUGUUACUUCUGAUGAUAACGAUUCGCAGAGCAAUGAAACUUCAGCGAUAGUUAUCGAGAACGAGAGUAAGGAUGCCCUUUUGCCAGAGCCACCUCCAGAUUACGAUCUACAUUUCGUUCCAGAUGUAAGCAUGGACGAAGAAGCGCCCACCUUACCACCCAGAAGUGGAUCUUUCCACCAGCGGAGUAGGCCUACUUCACCAUGGCACGAUGUGCCAACCAACAACCAACCAGUGCUAGUCUGCUCAGCACACGAGAACGAAGACAAACCCCCUCCGCUGCCAGUCAAGAAGAGGAAGUCAACCCUACGCAGUUCGUCUUCCAUAGGAAGUGCAACCGAAAAUGUGUCACCUCACUCCUCCACAACACUGUCUCUGUCUGUCAAUGAUGCAGCAGCCAAGAUGCACUCCCAGUUCGAUUCUCUGGAAGGCAUUGCCGAUUCUGUGUUUGCUCCUGAGCAUGACAAUUCGAAACAGGAUAGCGGGGAUGAAAGUCCAGUCUAUGAUGUGCCACGAUUGCAUGGGUCAUUGAUAUUAAGAAAGGAGUCUCUGCAAGACAGUUUAAUGCCUACUCAUUUCUUGAACAACAGUAACUUGGACCUUCACAAAGCACCAAGCCACACCUUUGAAGAAGAUUCUUUGGAUGUGAAUCCCGCAUUGUGGCGAACAAACGACCUGGACCAGAACUUCACUCCUGAUUCCCUGGAAUGUGAUCAGCACAUGUGGUCAGCAGCGAGCGGCGCGGAUGCAUUCCACAUGACGUGGACAACCAACAUCGAGGACAGCCACGCCCAGUUGUCCAAGCCAUUCCUAUCCACGCGCCAAAAGUCUUACGACGAUCUACCAAUCAAAGGCCAGGAUUUGGCCAGUCCGGUAGAGCUUGCAACUAACUGAUGGCUUUCAAUUUCAAAACGAGAAAAAAAUAUUUCAAGCCUCAAUAAUUAUUUUAUUUUUGUUGAUAGUGAUAAGUAAUAUUAUUGUCCACUAUAUGAACUUCAAGAAUCAAUUUAUGACAUUUAUUGAACUCAGUAGAACAGAUCAACUUGAAGUUUUUAUAUAUGAUUAUUACAACAACAGACUAAAAGUUUUGGUAAAUGUACAAUAAUGGAAAAAUUUCAAGUUGUGAUAUUUCUGAGCUGAGAGCUAGAGUGAUAAAACAAAAACAUAUUACACAAUAUUACAGUAUAUACCUGUUAUUAUACAUCGUAUUGUUAUACUAUUGAUUACUUUAUGGGAAGUCGAAGGAAUAUAGUAGUUUUCAGAAAACCUAUUUUAUAUUUGUGAUGACUACCUAUUUGUAUUAAAUUAUUUAUAUUUAUAUCUUCAAUAACUAAUUUUUAUGGAAUGUAUCUUCAUGUUUGUUGUUUUUAGACUGUUCUUUGUAAAUAGAUAUUUGCUUCAAGUUACUUGGUUAUUCUGAAGACGAAGGAAGCACUAUCUUAUCAUAUUUUGUUAUUUGUGUAAAACUUAUGGAUAAUAAUUAUUAUUGAUUACACAAUCAAUAAAUGUAAACAAAAAACCGGAAA
Molecule: messenger RNA, 3499 nt
Organism: Nilaparvata lugens (brown planthopper)
Lineage: Eukaryota; Metazoa; Arthropoda; Insecta; Hemiptera; Delphacidae
Exons: 9
Coding region: 288-2867 (859 amino acids)
Source: RefSeq, a predicted model, not a curated record